Talaromyces atroroseus is the source of this 1134-nucleotide messenger RNA. RefSeq lists its product as hypothetical. The transcript has 4 exons. The record is from RefSeq and is a predicted model, not a curated record. Bases 1 to 1134 code for a protein of 377 amino acids. Lineage: Eukaryota; Fungi; Ascomycota; Eurotiomycetes; Eurotiales; Trichocomaceae.
AUGGCGGACGCCCACCCCACAGCCCAGAUCCUCGGCACCGACCUCUCACCGACCUGGCACGAUGACGACAUCAUCCGUCCAAACCUAAGCCUCGAAGUAGACGACUGCUGCUCACACUGGACAUAUCUCGACGAAGGCCGCAAUUUAUUUGAUCUGAUACACAUCCGCUGUUUGUAUGGGAGCAUCAAGGACUGGAAAAGACUGUAUCAGCAAGCUUUUGAUCAUCUCAAGCCAGGGAAGGGGUAUAUUGAGCAGGCUGAGUUGUCAUUGGUUCCGCAUUUCAAUUACACAGCGGGUAAACCGACAACGGGAAUAACGACUGGAAUUGAUUAUUUGGAAAGGCAAGAUGGGGGCUUGCCUGAUCCUGACUCGGUCUUUUUAGCCUGGUACAAGUUUUGGAAAGAAUGCAGCGAAAAAACCGGAAAGACAUGGCUGGUUGCGGAUAACAUGGCUGGAUGGAUAUACGAGAUUGGCUUUGAGAAUGUGCGCGAAGUACGGUAUAUGCUGCCUCUUUUUGGAUUUUCGGCAUCAUCACCUUCGUCGUCGUCAGCGGCAACAAGUGAAUAUGCAGAAAAUUUGAAUCCAGUUGUCGGGGGCGGUUACCCGGACUAUUCAGUCUCGCAACUUGGGGAUAUCAAGAAGUGGUUUCAACAGUUCUGGGAGACGGGCAUGGAAGGAUGGGUUCUGGCCAUUAGUACGAGAUAUAUGGGAUGGACAGUAGACGAAGCCAAGGAAUUCGUGGCACAAACGAAGAAAGUACUUGCAGAGCAGAGCAGUAGGGUAUACUAUGAGUUGGUUAUUGUAUAUGGACGGAGACCGCUGACGGAAGGAGAAAAAUGGGUCAACCACGAGAUGCAAACGAAUCACCCCGAACUAACAGGCGGAAUAAUAGCAACCUCCUCGCCUUCCCCAAUCACUCUAUCAACAUACCCCUCUGGCCAUGCGCUUGUCCCCGGUGCUAAUGAGGGUAAAUCAACAUACUCCAGUCCCACGCUGACACUGCAGCUGGCCAAGACCUUCACCCAGAUGCCCGGGUACCGUCCUUCGAUCAGAGGAAACAACUGUGAUAGUGGUAGAGGUGCCGGUAAGGACUCGCUUGGUUUCCCGGUAUAUGCGGAUGCCGAUGCAAAGUAG